AUGUCUCAAGAAUUAGAAGCCCGCAUCUCUAAUGCCUUAUCAGCAUGCUCUGCUACCCAGAAACCUAACGUUUCAGCGAUCGCCCGAGAAUUUGGCAUUACGUCUAGCAUACUGAGGGGCCGCCUCAAAGGUCAUAAGUCUAGAAACGAUCGUAUCCCAACCAACAAAGCAUUAGACCCCGAGCAAGAGAAGGCAUUAAUUCUAUGGAUUGAUACCUUGGACCAGGCCUAUUCUCCCCCGACCGCAGGGCAAAUUCAGGCUGCUGCUCUACAAAUUGUUCGACGUCAUGAACCCGCCCGCACGCUCGGAAAAAACAGGGCGUACGACUUUAUCGCCCGUCUACCUUCACGCUUUGAGACUAUUAAGCAAAAGCCGAUGGAAAAGGCACGAUAUGAAGUCUGUGAACCUGGUUAUAUUGUUUCUUGGUACGAUCGCCUACAAAUUACGCUCAAAACCUACGGAAUUGCACAGAAGAAUCUAUACAAUUUCGACGAAACUGGGUUUCGAAUUGGCGAAGGCAAGGCCUAG
Molecule: messenger RNA, 528 nt
Organism: Penicillium crustosum
Lineage: Eukaryota; Fungi; Ascomycota; Eurotiomycetes; Eurotiales; Aspergillaceae
Product: DNA-binding domain-containing protein
Exons: 1
Coding region: 1-528 (175 amino acids)
Source: RefSeq, a predicted model, not a curated record